Trachymyrmex septentrionalis is the source of this 3483-nucleotide messenger RNA. Its product is annotated as armadillo segment polarity protein. NCBI's taxonomy places the organism in Eukaryota, Metazoa, Arthropoda, Insecta, Hymenoptera, Formicidae. Gene Ontology annotation, biological process: cell adhesion; positive regulation of transcription by RNA polymerase II. The transcript is spliced from 11 exons. Gene Ontology annotation, cellular component: adherens junction; catenin complex. The record is from RefSeq and is a predicted model, not a curated record. Gene Ontology annotation, molecular function: transcription coactivator activity; alpha-catenin binding; cadherin binding. The coding region runs from base 321 to 2768 and encodes 815 amino acids.
GUUCAUGUAUCCGAUGCGCGUCUCUUUCCGCCAUCUUUGGACAGUGAAAUCGUUGUUGAGACUUCGUGAGGAGUGUCGGAUCGACUUGUAGUGUAACGAUAGUGCGUGAACGUGGUAUCAAACAACAACGACAACGACGACGACGACGACGACGACGACGACGUGGAGGAGGCUGUCGCUCGCCAGUCGCGAGAAUUGCGAGCCGUCCGGGAUCGGUGUAGCGUGCUGAACGAGAUUCGCGGAUAAUCGGGGGACGCGGAGUCGAGGACGGUAAGUGUCGAGCACGGAGCAAGGUACAGAGAUAAGCUCUUGCCGGAAUCAUGAGUUACCCAAUGUCGACGAAUCAAUCUAGACCGAUGUCUCAAGGGAAUUAUCAGGGCCCGGGCGACUUGCCCAUGGGCUCUGCCAAGGAACAGACACUCAUGUGGCAGCAGAAUUCCUACAUGAAUGACUCAGGUAUCCAUUCCGGCGCUGUCACUCAGGCACCAUCUCUAUCUGGCAAGGAAGAUGAGGAGAUGGAAGGGGAUCAGCUGAUGUUCGAUCUGGAUCAAGGGUUUGCACAGGGUUUCACACAAGAUCAAGUUGAUGAAAUGAAUCAGCAACUGAGUCACACUCGAUCACAGCGUGUUCGUGCUGCUAUGUUUCCUGAAACAUUGGAAGAAGGUGUAGAGAUACCUUCCACGCAAUUUGAUCCCGCACAGCCCACCGCUGUACAGAGAUUGGCCGAGCCGAGUCAAAUGCUGAAGCAUGCCGUCGUCAAUUUGAUAAAUUAUCAGGACGAUGCUGAUCUUGCUACGCGCGCUAUUCCAGAAUUGAUCAAAUUGUUGAAUGAUGAGGAUCAGGUGGUUGUUUCUCAAGCGGCCAUGAUGGUACAUCAACUGUCUAAGAAGGAAGCCUCUCGUCAUGCUAUUAUGAACAGCAUGCAGAUGGUAGCCGCCUUAGUGCGAGCUAUCUCUAACAGCGAGGAUUUAGAAUCGACGAAGGCUGCAGUUGGCACCUUGCACAAUUUAUCGCAUCAUCGACAAGGCUUGCUAGCUAUUUUCAAGAGCGGCGGAAUUCCUGCGCUUGUAAAACUACUGAGUUCCCCAGUAGAGUCUGUUCUCUUUUACGCAAUAACAACGCUACACAACUUAUUGCUUCACCAAGACGGCUCUAAGAUGGCCGUGCGCCUUGCCGGUGGUUUGCAAAAAAUGGUCGCUCUACUUCAACGGAAUAACGUUAAAUUUCUAGCCAUUGUUACCGAUUGUCUGCAGAUUCUGGCAUAUGGAAAUCAGGAGAGCAAGCUGAUUAUUCUUGCUUCGCAAGGCCCGAUAGAGCUUGUGCGCAUCAUGCGUUCUUACGAAUAUGAGAAAUUGUUGUGGACCACUUCGAGAGUAUUGAAAGUAUUGUCUGUUUGUCCUAGUAAUAAACCCGCGAUUGUGGAGGCUGGUGGUAUGCAGGCACUUGCCAUGCAUCUUGCAAAUCCGAGUCAAAGAUUAGUGCAGAAUUGUUUGUGGACAUUGCGUAAUCUAUCAGACGCUGGCACAAAGGUUGACGGACUCGAUAAUUUAUUGCAGAGUCUCGUGCUUGUGCUCGGAUCAGCAGACGUAAAUGUGGUUACGUGCGCUGCUGGCAUUUUGUCAAACUUAACCUGUAAUAAUCAGCGUAACAAAGUUGCAGUAUGUAAUUUUGGUGGUGUCGACGCUCUGGUUCGUACGAUCAUCAAUGCCGGUGAUCGGGAGGAAAUCACCGAACCAGCGGUGUGCGCCUUACGUCACUUGACCUCGCGUCACGGCGAAGCGGAAAUGGCACAAAAUUCCGUUCGAAUAAAUUAUGGUAUUCAAGUUAUAGUCAAAUUACUUCACCCGCCGUCGCGCUGGCCAUUGGUGAAAGCAGUUAUUGGAUUAAUCCGCAACUUGGCUCUUUGUCCUUCUAAUCACAUCCCGUUACGCGACCACGGCGCAAUACAUCAUCUUGUAAGACUCUUGAUGCGUGCAUUCCAGGAUACUCAACGACAACGAUCAUCUGUUGCUAGUACCGGAAGUCAACAAACAUCGGGUGCAUAUGCAGAUGGAGUACGAAUGGAAGAAAUAGUAGAAGGUUCAGUAGGUGCUCUUCAUAUUCUUGCAAGAGAGUCCAAUAAUAGGAUGAUAAUUCGAUCGCAGAACGUAAUUCCGAUUUUCGUACAACUAUUAUUCAAUGAGAUUGAAAAUAUUCAACGUGUGGCAGCCGGUGUACUUUGCGAACUGGCAGCUGACAAAGAAGGUGCCGAAAUAAUAGAACAGGAGGGUGCAACCGCCCCGUUGACAGAGCUGCUACACUCCAGGAAUGAGGGUGUGGCUACUUACGCAGCGGCAGUGCUAUUCCGCAUGAGCGAAGAUAAGCCCCAAGAGUACAAAAAACGACUUUCCAUGGAGCUGACGAAUUCCUUAUUCCGUGAAGAUACAAAUCUGUGGAACAAUGCCGACUUCAGCAUGGCUCCGGAUCUUCAGCUACCUAAUCUUCAGGACAUGCUUGGCCCUGAACAAGGCUAUGAUGGUAUGUAUGGCCAAGGACCUCCUAGCGUACACAGCAGCCAUGGCGGUCGGGGUUAUCAACCGCAAGGUUAUGACCAGAUACCAGUAGAUUCGAUGCAAGGAUUAGAGAUAGGUGGUGGAUCGACAUAUGGCGCAAUGGACACUAUGGACGUGGCGCAUGAUGGUGACUUGAGUUUCGAUCACUUGGAAGAGCUUCCUGCACCGCCGCAAGAUAACAACCAGGUCGCAGCCUGGUACGACACCGAUCUCUGAAUCCGUGCCAUUUUCGAUCUCACGAGACAGCAAGGGAAUUCAAAAAGCAGGAGCAUUAUUUUAAAGUAUUAAGCGAACUUUCAUAGUAGAGUCUCGAUUAUCCGAGCACUACGAUUGAAUGUCCGCAUUCUAAACUCAAGAGUCAGAACCAAUUGUCCCGAUCUUUCCUAAUAGUUCUCAUUUUUAUUUUCAUGACGCAUGCGUACAAUGAAAAUGUGUCUGUUAUCCCUCUUUUUUUAGCUUACUUUUUUAAAAUCAUUUUCUUGCCGAUUUAUGAUCGGCAUUCAAACCGAGCGUUGACGAUUGUUGAGUGAAUGACAUGCCAAGCGAUCACGCAAUGCUUGGUAUCCCGAUUCAUGAUAUAGAUGACUUUGAAUAGUGUACUUUAAGACUUACGAACGAUCGUAUCUUAAUAAUUAAUUAAAUGACGCUCGGGAAAUCUCGGGAUUCAUGUUCGACAUAAAGUAAUACCGAUUGGUGACUAUCGUGUCUCGACUGUCUGUCGGUCCGCGAGAAGUCACUCUCGAAUAUAAAAAAUCGGUUAGUCGCGCUAUAGUUGACAUCUUCCUAUAGUCCACGUUCGUUUCGUCAGACGGAAAAUGAAACAUUCGCGCUAAUUCAUAUCGACCCAAAAAAAUAUAUCGCCUGUAUGUAAUCGCCUAAUAUGAUCAUUCACCCGAACAUAUAAACAUUAUAUCGAUGUAUUAGAAUUAAG